AUGAUGAGUGAACUCCUGCAGUAUAUUCUCACCCACGAGGAAGCAUUCCGAAGAAACCGCUUACCCUCUCUUUACUCCGACUUCACGCCUCAAAAGAAAACAAACCCCGAUGGCUACGCCGUAAACGUUGCUGCAUGGGAACAAGCACUCAACCGAGCCGCAAAGCGUGGCUAUACCUCUUCACGCGGCGUGCGGGUCCGUUCUGGUUCUGAUAUAUCAACUAAGAGCAACAAAUCACCUGCAAAACGGAAGAAGACAGACCACCUGGUCCUGCGAACGGAUGAGGCACUGCUCCGGGAUUUGGAGAGCCCGGAGUGGGGAAGACCUGUGGCCCUGGGCACUGUGUUUGACGAAGCAGUGCGUAAGAGUUCGAUGAUUCCAUUGCCGAUCUACAAAACCACUGCUGGGCUUUUUGAGAAGAAAAGCCAGUGGAGAAUAAUUGACCCUGGGGCUUUAAGUCCCUGGAGUGUUAUGAGCUGGGGGGCUCGGCAACUCAAGGGCUUCGUCGUGGGCUCUGAUAGCGAUUCCGCACCAAAGCUGCAAGCGCAGGAGUUGGUCUUGGUAGAGAAUCUACAAGAUGCGGCAGACCGCGCUGUCAAAAAGGCUACGGGAAGCAAUUCAUCCAAGCUGGACCUUAUCUACUCAAAGGAAAGCUUUGUCAAGGACUUUGCGGCCAUAUUAAACGAGGGUACAGAAUUAUCGGAUGCAGAUUUCGAUGUCUUGUUGCUUUAUUUGUCCCGCGAUAGCAAUGCUAUUGCAUAUGAUGGCAAGACGAUUAAGUUCAGAUCCGUAGACGACACUGCGGAAAUCACGCAGCAGGACACAACCAUUGCAUCCAUCAAGACGCUGGUUUCGACUAUGUCGGAGCAGGUCACGAGUCUGGAGGCGAAAAUCGCUGAGCUGACUGCGUCCGCAAAGACAGCCUUGGCGAACAAAAACCGCAUCUCGGCGUUGUCGGCUGUGCGUUCAAAGAAGCUAGCUGAGCAUAACCUCCAGCAGAGAUUCAACACUCUCAUGCAGCUUGAAGAAGUCUAUUCCAAGAUCGAGCAAGCUGCCGGUCAGGUAGAUAUGGUACAAGUCAUGCAGGCAAGCACUGGCGUGCUUCGCGGUUUGCAUACGCAAAUCGGCGGUGCUGAGAGGGUCGAGGACAUUGUUGAGGAGCUGCGUGAGGAGAUGACCAAGGUGGAUGAGGUCGGAAGCAUCAUGAACGAGGCCGGUCCGGUCAUUGAUGAGGGAGAGAUUGAUGAUGAGCUUGCAGCAAUGGAGAAGAGCGACAGAGAGGCAAGGGAGAAGGAAGAAGCAGCAGUCACCGAGAGCAGACUUGCCGAACUGGACAGUAUCAAGCAAGCCUCUGAUGAGGCUUCCCGCCGAGCACGCGCACGCGCACAGGCAGCCGAGGAUGUGGAAGCGGCGCUGGCGGAUAACAUUGACAGGCUCUCUAACAUGUCUGUCGAGGAGCGACCGCUACCAGCAAAAUAA
Messenger RNA from Penicillium paradoxum, 1479 nucleotides. RefSeq names its product putative vacuolar sorting protein SNF7 family protein. The record is from RefSeq and is a predicted model, not a curated record. The transcript has 4 exons. Gene Ontology annotation, cellular component: multivesicular body; cytoplasmic side of plasma membrane; ESCRT III complex. Gene Ontology annotation, biological process: late endosome to vacuole transport via multivesicular body sorting pathway; vesicle budding from membrane. Lineage: Eukaryota; Fungi; Ascomycota; Eurotiomycetes; Eurotiales; Aspergillaceae. The coding region runs from base 1 to 1479 and encodes 492 amino acids.